Molecule: messenger RNA, 276 nt
Organism: Lodderomyces elongisporus
Lineage: Eukaryota; Fungi; Ascomycota; Pichiomycetes; Serinales; Debaryomycetaceae
Gene: DYN2
Product: dynein light chain
Exons: 2
Coding region: 1-276 (91 amino acids)
Biological process (GO): microtubule-based process
Cellular component (GO): cytoplasmic dynein complex
Molecular function (GO): dynein intermediate chain binding
Source: RefSeq, a predicted model, not a curated record
AUGACAGAGAAUGAUACUACUCCGAUCUUGAAAGCAUCUGACUUGGCGGAAGAUAUUCAAUUGAAAAUAUUUGAAUUUGCAGAGCAUGCUUUAAAGCAGUACAAGAUAGAAAAAGACGUUGCUGCCUAUUUGAAAAAGGAGCUCGAUCAAACAUUUGGCCCCACAUGGCACGUGGUUGUAGGCAAAAGCUUUGGAAGUUAUGUGACACAUGAACAAGGAUACUUUACGUAUUUCUACAUUGGAGAAAUGGCUUUCUUGAUAUUUAAAAGCGGGUGA